GACUUUUGCGUUACUUUUUGGAUAAGUGUCUGUUGAAAUUCAGAUUCUUCCUUAGGAAACUUGUUAUUAGAUUUGAUACUGUAUUCUAGUACAGAAUUGUAUGCAGUAAACUUCAGACCUGCUUGGUACAAUGGCAGUCCACCGGUGGACUAUAUAAUCCCAAGGAAUAAAUAUUUAUUCCUUAGGAUCUACUUCUGGGUUGUUGAAUUAUGCUUUUGGCGUGAUUAGUAUGACCCUUGAUAUAUCCUUAAAAAAAAUGAAAGGGGGAACAAUUUAGUUAAUCUCCCACAGUACCCACAGAACCAAAGUAGUCGUCGACUAUCGUCUGGAAGAUUCAGCAGGUUUUCUCCUCGUAGCGCUAUGAGGGUGACUCCCUAACCGAAGCGCUUCUGUUAGUAUGCCCCACAACUGAUCAGAAUCACAAAAAUGUUUGCACGGACAUCGUUCUGCUCAUUCGUGCUCCAUUUUGAGUAGAUGCCCUUUUAAGUAGAUGCCUUUUUAAGUAGGAUUUAUGAUAAACGUGUAAGUGGUCUAUUUGGAUGGAGAUGACGAUAGGCAACGUGAUAUAUCGUGAUCAUAUUCACCGUAAUCCUUCUGUACUUUGAUGUCUUUAAAUUAAGGACUUCCAGAUGAACUGAGUAGAGUUUAUUCUUAUUUCGGGCAUCUUUAGUCACCCCUCUUUGAACGCAUUCCAAAAGGACAUUAUCUUGAGUUGAGGGGACGCAGUGCAAAAAUUUUUACCAAUGAGGUCUUAGGUAAGCACUGAACACGCUGUUGAAUAGUAAUGAAUUCAGGCUACCUAGUGUUCUGGAAAGAAGCCAUGAGAGUGAGCAUACUUAGUUGGCUGCGAAAUGCCAAUGAGAAGCGAAAUCUAGACCAUCACAAAGAGUUAUACCCCAGAUCUUUUCAGUGGUAGAGGGAGAUACUGGGAUCUCCCAAUAAGUAAAACGUGGAUAGUAUUACUAUUUUCCACCGUUAGUAUUUAUUGGUGCUGGUAGGAAGUGCUUGAUAGUCGUGUAUGUUGUGUAAGUCUUCUUGGAGAAUCAAGAUAUCAGCUAGAUCGAGCACUCCCAGAUCUUAAGACCAUCUGCAUAUAUCAGAGUUUCAGAGUCAUUUUUUAGUAGUUUAUUAACAAUAAGAAGAGUGCCCCAAAGAUUAAGCUAUGUGGUACUCUGCUUGCUAUGGUAAACAAUUUCUAGAACUUCAUAGAGGAUAAUCGUAAUCACGAUUGUAAUAUAUAUUGCGUAAUGGUUUCCGGAGCUUUUAUGUUUGCGCCACGAACAACUAGUCUUCGAGGAAAAGAAUAGGUUGUUAGCACUCAAAUCAUUACUCAGGAUGCAAACUCACCAUGCUACAAUGAAUUAGUUGAAAAACGUCUUAAUGUUUUCACCAUUAUCGUGGUCGACGCUUAUCAACAUACCCUUAGUAAAAUCAUCAAAGCCCCAAAUUUCGUAGAAUGUGGUUAAUUCAUUUGCACUAGGCUGAAGCUUCUGGAUUUCCGCUGUUUUACAAGCGUUCCUGUCGUCUACAAAUAAGUGUAGAGAAUUUCAACAGUCUUAGAAAUGGAAAUAGUGGAAGACAUUAAAUAGAACCUCGUGAUACAUUACUUCUCAAUGUUCUUCAACUUACUAGCACCCCAUUCAAUCUUUGUUUUUGAUCACACAAUUUUCUUCUGGAAUCCUAUUUUCCAAACAGAAAUUGGGAGAAGCCCAAAAUGAAACCUAGAGUAUGCGUCUUAGUCACACGGAAGUAUUCCAUCUGACGGCUUUCUAUCAAAUGACUGGUAAAAAAUUAGGAAUGUCGCUAUGAACUGUGUAUAUGAAAACCUAGUCUGACUACCUGGUUGGAGUCCGCACGACUCUCGUAACCAGUGUUUGGGGACUCUAGGUGACAUGACUCAGAAUCGAUCGACCAGGCAUAUAUGUACCUGGUCCUACUUUGUAGAUGACUCAGUCGGACUGUAGACUGAGGUAAAUGAAGUGUUUGGUAACUCAUCUUUCCCAAAACAUUUGAAUGCCAGACAAUGUAAUCUGACUGGCUGGUGCACAAAUAGCCAGACUAUAUUAAAAAAGACUUUUAGAGGACCACCUAAUUUAGUUUGUUGUUAUCACCUUCUGGAAAGACAGUCUGGUGAUUCGGCAUUUUAGCUUCAUCUCAUCAUCAGGAAGAUAUUGGAAGACACCUAACGAAAUGUCGUAAGUGUCCUAAAUAAAGUCUUACGCUGAAACUUGGAAGUCACUUAUCAGGAUAGAUCAGGUUUAAGACAACAAAUGCGCCAUAGUUGUACACACUUUGUGAGCUGGCUUCGGCAGAUAUUAUUUACCCGUAUACAAAACUUAAUAUGUUGUACCCCUUAUUUCGUAAACUAUUCACAGAAAAUCUGAAUGGAAUAUUGAAGUAGGCUCCCCGACCCUACCUGAAGUUCAAAAGGCUAUAACUAAUCUGAAACGAGAAAGAGCAGCUGGUCCAGAUGGAUUGGCUCCAGAGGUCUUUAAAUAUGGUGGUCCAAAUUUAGCGACUAGGUUGCCUGGUCCUUCGUUGUAGCUGACUGAUAGCUUUUUGAACUUCAAUUAGUUGGUCUAUUCAGGCUGUUUGGAAAUGGUGUGUAGCCGAGGGCUAUCUAAACUGCUUCUUAAAAUGCUCUGCCUAUUACAAUUGACUUCUUAAUUACUGUUCCUUUUAUUUGUCUGGGAAGCUGUCUUGUGUUACCUACUGCCACUGCCUUCUCCAUCUCUUUUGAUUUCGUUGCCCACAACUGCUUACGAUUGUUCCUUAGGUCUGAUUUGUUUUGGCUGUUCAUCGUGCUUGAAACUUGCUGGGAUAAGUUUACAAGAAACUAUCAGUGCAAUAGAUGCAGUAGAAACCUACUGACUUUUCGUAACUCCGGUUCAAGUCACUGCUGUUUCCACAACUGUUCUUAUAUAUGUCCAAGCAACAUCUGGAUCAACCUCGUUUUCAGAACUGCCUAAGUGUGACCUCAGUUGUUCCUGAAAUCUGUUUUUGGCUUUCUCGUCACUGAGUUCAACUCGAAUGAGUCUCCCUAAUGUGGUUCUUCUGCAUCGACUGAGGCACAAGCAAAUGCGUGCUCGUAUUAAAGCAUUACAAAAGUCUAAAAAUGUACUCCGGAACGAGCGGCAGUUUCCUAUCAAGUCUCUCCAACGAUGGCUGAUGGCAACAAAAUCUAUUUGGGUCCAUCAUUGGUUUACUGUCGGGGUUCUCCAUGUUAGACGAUGUCCAUGGUCAUGAUGACCAUAAGAUCUUACCUCGGAGACAUAUCCGUGAGAUAAGGCGAGUUCCAUACAUAUGAUCUUUGAAUUCAAAUGAAAUAAAAUGUCCAAUCGUCCUAUAUGGUUACGUGGAGUACUUUUUAUUGGAACAAUAAUAGCUUCAGCUUAUUAUUUAACAUAUAUUCGAUAUUAUGCUUAUGAAAAAAAGCGACUAGCAACACAAACACCUCAUUUAGAUGAAGAUUAUAUUCUUGAAUUUUAUAAAGAAGUUGCUGAAUCCUCUAGAAAAACUGAGUGGACUAAUAAAAGAGUAAAUAGACCAUGGGGAGAAUAAUUUUAAUGAGAAAAAAAUCAGGAAACUGAUUUUUUCUAUCCGUGAUAUGUACAUAAGUAUCUAUGCAUAGCAACUAUGUUAAUGAUAGUAAUUUGUAACUAAGAGUAAAAGACAUUACAUUGUAGAAGUAAUUUAUUAUGUACAAAAUAAGAACAUUUCCUACUAAUUC
Molecule: messenger RNA, 3730 nt
Organism: Schistosoma rodhaini
Lineage: Eukaryota; Metazoa; Platyhelminthes; Trematoda; Strigeidida; Schistosomatidae
Source: the annotation of a GenBank genome assembly